Molecule: messenger RNA, 1327 nt
Organism: Loa loa (African eye worm)
Lineage: Eukaryota; Metazoa; Nematoda; Chromadorea; Rhabditida; Onchocercidae
Exons: 8
Coding region: 1-912 (303 amino acids)
Biological process (GO): proteolysis
Molecular function (GO): cysteine-type peptidase activity
Source: RefSeq, a predicted model, not a curated record
AUGAAUGGGUUCGCCAAUGAGCUCAAUUCGUUGUCAGAUGACGAGAACGAGGCUAAGGAGAUUCUUGAAGUUGAUAUACGUACUGAAAUAAUUCAUGUAAGAUUUCCAUCCCUUUCGCUACAUAUUAGCAUCGCUGAUCUGUUAUGCUUAGCCGAAGGUGAACUACUCAAUGGUACUAUUAUUGAUUUCUACUUAAAUCAUAUCAGAUGCCAUUUGAUACAAGAUUCAAACUUGCGAAUGCACAUAUUUCCAUCGUUGUUCUGGGGCAAUUUGAAGUCGUGGUUCAGGAGCUUAAACCUUGACGGGGCUGAAGGGUUUACAAUGACCGGAAUUGGUAGCACUGAUGAAGUCUCGAAUCCAAGUCGAAUUCAAUAUUGGCUUGAAGAUGAAGAUAUAUUUGAUGCAGAUUUUCUGGUGAUCCCUGUUAACGAAUACAAUCAUUGGUCUUUAACAAUAAUCUCUCUGUCAUGUUUAACAAUGCAGUUAUCCAUUUCCGAACCUCUUAUAAUAAUUUUUGAUUCACAGCAAUCCGUUGAACUGCCCUAUACAGAAGAUAUUGUAAAUAUUCUCAAAACUUUCCUUUUGCGAGCUUCCGAAUUGAGUGCACGGAAGGAAAAUCUGCUGACAAAGCAAAUCAAAACGGUGAUACCGAAGAAUUUACCCCAGCAAGAAAAUGAUGUCGACUGCGGUUUGUACAUACUGGAAUAUGCACAGCGUUUCCUCCUCCAACCUCCCAUCAAAGACCUCACAUUAUAUGGUGAUUUUGAUUUCACAUCACACUAUCCGGAUUUCACCAUAAUCUCAAAACGCCGAAGUAUCCGCAAUGCUUUAUCAACACUCUGUGCCGACAGCAGCAGAUGGUCACAGUUCUUCGAUGUUGAGCAAUGUGACACAGUUUUGGACUGGAAGUAAUAAUUUCAAAACGGGUGGUAUUUAUUCACUACAUUUCUAGCGGACUUUAUGUCUUUUAAUUCGUUCAUAUUUUAUUUCACCGGUGAAGGACUUUUUUAUGCUUAGAUUGUGAGUUACAAACGUGAGCUAGAUUGUCGUCGGGUAUAGUUUACUGCGUUCAUUCGACUUCUCUUUUGUCCUUGUUUUUAUUUUUGUUUUUUCUGAUUUCACGAGAAAUCCCGCUAUCAUUAUCCUAGUUUCUCGGCUUAUUUAGGUGAAGUUGAAUAUAUAGUGUAAAGAUGUAAAUGUAAUCUUGGAGAUAAGCGAGACAGAUUGGAGAUCACAGGUUUAUUAUUUGUGUGAUUAUGUACUUACUACCAAAACGGUUAUUUAUCGGUACACUGUAAAUAGGUAACUUUUUUUUCAUUAUUUUUCA